This is a messenger RNA of Knipowitschia caucasica, 2502 nucleotides long. NCBI's taxonomy places the organism in Eukaryota, Metazoa, Chordata, Actinopteri, Gobiiformes, Gobiidae. The record is from the annotation of a GenBank genome assembly.
AUGGCGCUGUCGCAGGUCCAGUGUCUGGAUGACCACCACGUGAACUGGCGCGUAAACGAGAGCAAAGCUGAGUUCUUCUACAGCGAAGACCAGCGUCUGGCGGUGGAGAUGCUCAUCAACAGCGGGCGUGAUGCCUUCGAGGACUUCAUCAAGACACACGGCGUGCGUCAGUUCCUCUCAGAUGUGGAGCUGGACAGCAUCGAAAACUACGUGGAGCUGUACCGGCCCGGACACGAGCACCACCAGAGACCAGACACCCCCAUGACCCCAGGCCCGGGCGGCAUCAGCCCAGGGGGCGGGGAGGACGUGGGGGGAGACGGGGAGAUCUCUCUGCAGUACUGGCCUGACCGCUCAGAGUUCUCCGUGGCAGAACUGGACCUGGGCUGGCCUGAAGCCUCGUCCUACCGUGGGGUGACGCGCGUGACCGUGCACACUCAGCCCCCCACAGAUGGACAGACGCACAUCAAAGAGGUGGUGCGCAAAAGCAUCGCAUCAGCACAGAAGGUCAUUGCUGUGGUCAUGGACGUUUUCACAGAUGUGGAUAUCUUUCGGGACUUGCUGGAUGCUUGUUACAAACGCAGAAUCCCUGUGUACAUUAUCAUCGACACAGCCUCGGUCCCCAGCUUCCUGUCCAUGUGUGGCAGAGCUGAUAUGCACCGUGGGCACAUAAAGAAUUUACGAGUGCGCAGUUGUGGAGGUGUGGAGUUUCUGACGCGCUCUGCUCAAAAAAUGCAAGGAUCUUUGAAAGAGAAGUUCCUCCUGGUGGAUGGAGAUAGAGCUAUCUGCGGGUCAUAUAGCUACACCUGGUCGUCAUCUCGCUUAGAUCGAAAUGUCAUCACACUCAUCACAGGGCAAGCCGUGGAGACCUUUGAUCUGCAGUUCCGUGACCUCUACCUUCAGUCUCGAGGCGUGUCUCUCAACAAAAUACCCAUGGCCGACGAGCCUGUCCCUGACCCUGUUCCACAAGCCGCCCCAGUCCCCGUCUCUGCGGCUGUGGCCCGUAAACUCAUCAACCCCAAGUACGCACUGGUCGCCGCAGGAAGCCACAUAAGCCCCACCUCUUCUGACCAAAACUCCAGCAAACAGAAUUCAAGCUCUCAACUUCCAGCAGGAAUGAAAAUAAUGAAAGGUCGCAUUAAGGAGAUUUGGGAGGAGCCGCCUUUACAUCCAGGAUUAGCGCAUCUAGAGAAAGCAUAUUUAAUUCCUUAUCUGCCCACGUGGCCCGAGCCAGAUCCUCCGAGUGACGUGAUUGGCUUCAUAAACAUUCGAGAUGAUAAAAGGGCCAAUCAGGUGCACUUGCAAAGAUCGGAAAGAUUUGAGGUGAGCCAAGCCAUUCGCUUCAGUUCACCGCUAUUCGCACCGGCAAAAAAAGAAGAAAAGCCAGCUUCAACUCCCGCUGAAAAUACAGACAAUGUUGAAAAAGCAGAGAAUAUUGAAGUUCCAAACCCAACAGAGGUAAAAACUGUAGUUCUUGCAAGUAACGACCAAGUAGAUAGCAAAGUGGAGCCUCAAAAGACUCAAAAGGAUGGCAAACAAACGAGCAACAAUGUUUCUACCCAGGAAAUGGUUGCUGAUACUCAACAACCGAUGGACCUUUCUAACAAGGAAGUAGAAUCGCCAAGCCCACCACCUCCUGUCCCCAAGCGGCGCACUUUGCAGCUAGUAAUAGACACGGCCACCUCAGAGAAGCCAGCACAAGCUCAGGUGACGAUGGUAAAAAUGGACCAAGCCAACUGCGAUGUACCUGACGAAAACUCUCAACCGAAGUUUAAAAUGACCCGACAUCGGCUCCAGUCGCAGCGAGAGGAGAGCGAUUCCGUGAGCAACGAGGACGGCAGUCAGGACAGCACCAAGGUCAUCUGCGACCGAGGCGUUACCGAAGCCCCGUCCAGCAACUCCACCGGCUCAGAUGAGGAGUUCUACGACGCCCGAGCGGAUCAGCAGAAGCAGCCGCACGUGAACGGGGUGACGACGGGCUCAAACAAGGGGCAAAGGCAGGGGGACGGUCUGAAUGUGAUGGCCCGCUUCUCUCAGAGCAUGCUGGACCUAAGGGAGCCCACCCAGACUGAGGACAGUCUGGCCCUCAUCCGCCAGUCUCAGCAGAUGCGCCGGCAGAACUUUCCGUCCCCACACAGGCACAUCGGACAGUUAUUCAGCUCCUCUAGAUCCCCGGGUCGGGCUAAAGUCAUCAUAGCGAAGCCCGGGAGCUUCCACCGUCCGUCCAGAGCAGCGGCGCCUGUGAUUGGUGGACACAGAUACUGGCAAACUCAGAUGUCACAACCAGUUUCAUCGCACACCGACUCUCAAGCGCGCUCUGGACGAUCACCGCGACGCCACAGCCCAGGAUACAGGAAGGGGCAGCAGUCCACGGAGCAGCCCCCUGCAAACCCCUCAGGACUUUUGGGGGUCUCCUUCUCCAAACUCAGCAACUUAAAACACUUAAAGGCACGGGCCGGAGCAUCACAGAAAAAAGUGCCUCAAAUGAACAAGGCCAAUAGAUAG